CGGUUCGCAGUUCUGGACUGACCGAUAUUCUUUGCCAUUGUACUCGAGAGAAAAGUCACGGGAACAACGAGAAGUAGUGGCUGCUGGAUCAGCCGAACCAGAUCAGCUAUAUCGUAAACGAGGAAUAAGCGAAAAUUGGAAAGAUGCUCCGACUCACCAAUUUGUCGAGGGUCCGUUUCUCACGAAAAUCAGAAGAGAAUGCCAUGCGGAAAGCCAAAGACGAGCGUAUUAAAAUCACGGCGGCUUUCUUCCGCAUCAGUUUCGACGAAGAAGAUAGCGAGAAGGAAGACGAGAAGGAAGCAUCGCAGAUAAAAGAAUCGAAGAAAACAUUUUCACAGGCAUCUGACGAUGGCUUGAUAAGAGCUAGAAAAAAGUCUAGCAUCCCAAGAGCCGAAAUUUCUUCAAACUUAGCCGCAUCCGACCCUGAAUUUUCGCCUUCCACAUCGCACGUGCAAAAUUGCGCUUUUAAAUGCUUGCAGUCAUCGAGCUUGAAUAAUGCGGACAAACACUCGAUCUCAGAUUAUAAUACUUCAAGAAAAGAAUAUAAUAAAGAUAGCGAAGCGAUUUCGAAAAUCGAAACGCAAAGACUGACAGUACCGAUAGCGGAUUCCGACAGAGUCGUCUCCGAACACAAGACUUUCAUUCACAAGGACUCAUCAGCAAAGUUUCAACCUUCACCGAUCGAAGAAGCGAGCACUCAUACGAAAUCAAUUACUAUAGACAAAUCGAGACAUUCUGAAUUGACAUCAAAUUGUUUGGAAAUUCCUCCAGUGACUUCAAAAAUCACUGAAUAUAAAUUUUGUCUUCCAAAAUUAUCAGAGCAGUCGACUGGUGAAAACGCUCAAUCAGAUAUCAGGAAAGUACAUAAGUCAGUGCCACGGCCUUUAGUGACAACCACCGUGCAAGAUAAUCUCGACGAGAUAUCUAGCAAGAACGGCAGUCGCAGGUCAACGUUACCGAUGACAAGCGCGGAUUUGAGCCAGUCCCCCUUUCACGAGAAGAACACUUCGACCACUCAAAAAUUUCCGGCCUUCGAGGACAUCCUGGCCGGGACUAGCGUGAACCCUAUCCGGAAAUUUAGCAUCGCGAACGCGGCGAUUUGUUCGAGUCUGGCUCCGAGUUUACUCGGGGCUAUUCCGGGCGUGCCAAACUCCCUCUUACCGAAUGGAGAUCACAGGGACGGUAAUUUGCAUCGAAGUGCUACUUUAUCGAACUUGUCAAUCGCUUCUACCGCCAUCAGCGACGAUACUUCCAUUGGUAGAACGCGUCGCGGAUUGAAGUCAUUCCUCCGUCUUCAUAUACCCAGGUCACAUCCCGACACGAUAUGGCACGAUGCCGACGAGGACUAUCAUCACCACUUGCACCAUCACUAUCAGCACGAUCAUCAUCAUCACGAUCAUCAUCAUAUGUUCCCGCAUAUUCACGUACCCACCAUCACCUUCACGGCGCCGGCCACCGAUGGCACUGGCCGCAAGUUCAACUUCGCCAUCCGAAGGCAUUCGAACGCGACAUUGCAUCGAAUUGACUCGAUGGUAUCGCUUUGUUACCGAUCACUUACGAGCUACAUCACAGAUGAUAAUCUCGCCGGACUGCAGAAUUUUCUCGAGAACAAACGAGUGCAGGUCGAUGACAGAGAUGAGAAUAGUAGUACCGCCCUCAUCUUUGCAGCAACCAAAGGGAAAAUACACUUCGUCCGAGAACUCAUCAAUCAUGGAGCGGACGUCAAUGCUGAAGACGCGGAUAAUUGGACGGCAUUGCUAUGCGCGGCGAAGGAAGGCCACACCGAGAUCUGUCUCGAGUUGUUGGAGCACGGCGCCGAUCUGGAGCAUCGAGACAUGGGUGGAUGGACGGCGCUUAUGUGGGCAACAUACAAGGGCAGGUCGGCGACGGUGACGAUGCUGCUGGCACGCGGGGCUGACGUCAACGCGCAUGGAAAUUUUCAUAUUUCCUCAUUAUUAUGGGCCGCUGGCAGGGGUUAUCCUGAUAUAGUCAAGGAUCUCAUUGCUCAUGGGGCGAAGGUCAAUGUCGGCGACAAGUAUGGCACCACGGCACUCGUGUGGGCUUCGCGCAAGGGAAACGUAGAAAUAGUUGAUAUCCUUCUCAAGGCCGGGGCCAAUGUCGACACGGCAGGCAUGUAUUCGUGGACCGCCCUGCUUGUAGCAACCCUCGGAAACCACGUGGAAGUGGCGUUGCUACUAUUGGAGCACAAGCCCAACGUGAAUGCUCUAGAUAAGGACGGUUGCACUGCCUUAGCAAUAGCCUGCCGAGAAGGUCAUCACGAAAUAGCGAGCGCCCUUCUAAAUUCCGGCGCUUAUGUUAAUAUUCAGGAUCGUGCCGGUGACACGAAUCUAAUCCAUGCCGUUAAGGGUGGCCACCGAAGCGUGGUAGAAUCGUUGCUGAAAAAAUACGCGGACGUCGACAUCGCCGGAAAGGAUAAAAAAACCGCAACUUACAUAGCAGUAGAGAAAGGCAAUGUACCGAUACUCAGAUUAUUAUUAAACGCUAACCCAGACCUGGAGAUUGCUACGAAAGACGGCGACACGCCUUUAUUGAGGGCGGUGAGGUCGCGUAACGCCGAAAUCGUGCAAUUGCUUUUAGACAAGAAAGCCAAGGUCUCGGCUACCGACAAGAAGGGCGACACUGUACUGCACGUGGCGAUGCGCGCGCGAUCGAAAGCGAUCGUCGAAAUACUACUGAGGAAUCCAAAGAAUAGCCAGUUAUUGUACCGUCCAAAUAGACAAGGCGAGACCCCCUACAACAUCGACGUCAAUCAUCCCAAGACGAUUCUUGGACAGAUAUUUGGCGCUCGGCGUUUAAAUACUAACGAGGAUAAUGAGAACAUGCUUGGUUACGACUUGUACAGCAGCGCACUGGCAGAUAUCCUCAGUGAACCGUCGCUUUCUACACCGAUUACUGUCGGCCUUUAUGCAAAAUGGGGUUCUGGAAAGUCAUUCCUACUGAACAAACUGAAGGAGGAAAUGAAAAACUUUGCGAGACAAUGGAUCGAUCCAGUAUUCCAAUUCUCUUCCCUACUCUUUCUAGUAGUAGCCCACAUAUCCUUAGUAGUGGGUUUAAUCAUAGGUCUCACAUUACAAUCGUGGAUCAUCGGUCUGUCGUGCGGGAUAAGUUUACUAUUUAUCGUUUAUAUCUUUCUGCUACUCGUUUGGUAUGCCAAUAAAAGAUACGAUUGGUACUGGCCGUAUAAUCUGACAGUGGGGCUCACCACAAAACUGAAUGCGCUGAAAUUAUUAUUACAAGUCAUCUUUUGUCAUCCACCGGGCGGUCAGUGUCACGAUAGCAUAGCGGUACAACCGAUCAAAUUUUAUUUCACCGAUCAGACUCGCGUGGGAACGACCGCCGCCGGCGAGAAUGCAGUCGUCCAAAUGGUCGGCUCGCUUUACGACUCGAUUGAGAACGACUUCGGCUUGCUGUCAACCAGGCUAUACAGAUCGUUUCGGCCGAAACCGGACAAGUCGACGACCAAAUGGAAGUGGAGGCAUCUAUGUUGUUUGCCGUAUAUAAUCAUAUUCGAAUUCUGCUUUUGCAGCCUGCUUGUCGGUCUCUCAGUGCUCACGGUGUAUUUUAUAGACAUGCCGAGCGACGAGCCCACGAUAGAUCGAGUCACUGCUCAUAUCAUCAUGAUCACGAUCGGCUUGGUUUUGGCCAUCAGUAUAAUAGCGAAUCUGUAUACGUGGAGCAGAACGCUAAAGGCAUUAGUUUUCUCGCAGAGAAGACACCUUCAGCGUAGCAUUUCGAAACUGGAAACUCUAAAAAGCGAAGGAUUUAUUCAGACUUUGAGAAGCGAAGUCAGUUUAAUGACGGAAAUGGUCAAAUGCUUGGAUAGUUUCAUGGCUCAACAAAGUAGACUAGUCAUAAUAGUGGAUGGUCUGGACAGUUGUGAACAAGAUAAAGUUUUACUAGUUUUGGACGCUAUACAAGCCUUAUUUAGCGAUAACGGGUAUCCCUUUGUCGUAAUAUUAGCGAUUGAUCCACAUAUUAUAGCUAAGGCGGUAGAAGUGAAUAGCAGAAGAUUAUUCUCGGAAUCGAAUAUUGGUGGUCACGAUUACUUGCGGAAUAUGGUGCAUCUGCCGUUUUACUUGCAAAAUAGCGGCUUACGUAAAGUCAAGGUCGCGCAACAGACUGCUCAAUACUGCAAAAAGACGGCGUGGACGGAAGCUGAGGAAAGCGUCAACUAUACCGCGACUAGUACCAUACAUCACUCGGUAUCCAAUAGAAGACUUAGCUCGGAAUCGGCGAUAAUGAAUAGUAACGAGAAGUUGAAACCUCAAACCAGAAAAGGCAGUAGAAAAUUACGAUUGAGCGAAUCGAUCGCUAGCAGUAUCGGCAGUAAUUUAAAUCGACUAGGCGGCGCGCAGGAUCUUAACAAGAUGCUGCUCACCGAUGAUUACUUCAGCGACGUGAAUCCCCGUAGUAUGAGAAGAUUAAUGAAUGUUGUUUAUGUCACCGGGCGAUUACUCAAAGCAUUCCAAAUUGACUUCAACUGGUACCAUUUAGCUAGUUGGAUCAAUAUUACCGAGCAAUGGCCUUUCAGGACAUCUUGGCUCAUUCUUUAUUACGAUAUGUACGAGGAGAGCCUAGACGACAAUAUGUCACUAAAAAGUCUUUACGAUAAAAUAUUUGCGCAAAUUCCGGUUUUGAAGGAAGUGCAGCCGCUCCUCGAGAUGGACAGAGAUGAGCGCAAGUUGGACGUCUUUCUCACUUUUCAUCGAUCCAGUUUGCUCAUCAGCGAUAUGAAGAUAUUCUUGCCAUUUACUAUCAACUUGGAUCCCUAUAUCAAGAAGAAGAUAAAGGAGGAGCAGCAAAGCAUCGAGGAAGACGCGAAUCUCUUUAAACAACCUGGUAUUUGGCACGGUGUUCCGGCUGAGCAAUGGAUUCCGCAAAGAGGGAUGAUGACAAACCGGCAUAUGAAAAUUGUUAAACAAUCAAGUAUGCAAGGAUCCGUACCGCCGACACCAUCAUGGGCUUACCAGCCCAACUUUGAAUGGCAAGCCCCAUCGACUUGGAUGCAAAUGCCACCCAUGGAACCAACGCCGAAACCGCUUUCCGUAACAACCACAUUAUCGUCUGAAAUUCUGGAGACGAAACUCUCAUCCUUAUCAGUGAACGGGGUCUGCGAUUUGAUCGACAAGAUCGAUAGUCUUAACUCGACCCAAGCACCGACGUACAAGCAAGUCGUCAAGGAGAACAACAUCAACGGCCGAGUUUUAUUACAUUGCGAUUUGCAAGAACUAAAAAAAGUAUUUAAAAUGACUUUUGGGGAUUGGGAAUUAUUCCGUAUGGUAAUUGUGUCACUUAGAGAAAUGGAACUUUCAUCUUUCACGUAUGAGGAAGGUUCUCGAAGUGUCCGAUUUACUGUAGGAUCCGAACAAGUUUUACGCAAAGAUCACGCUUUACAAAAUAAUUCGAUGCGUAUGCCUGCUCACGUAGAGAAAGAGAAAGGAGCAUCAAGAACAGACGGACAAGUCCGCCGUGACCAAAAUAAACAAUCCAUCAUGGAAAAACAGUUCCAGGUAACAUUAGAGGAGCAAAUGAUUUGUGGAGCACUGCAGACCUUGAACGAAGAAGCUUGCGAGGAUGUAUUAGAUGUGCCAUCAUCGACGGUGGCACCAACGACAGACUCACUUUCUUCAGGACCCGUUGCCACCUCGAUUCCCGACACGGACUACGUACUGCUUCAAGCCAGUCCGCUGUUUCGCUGGGCGCCAAUUAACGAUGAAGCGGCCAGUUCGGACGACAGCUCACACGACUCUACCGUAUUUCUUCAACGUACGAAUUCUCAGCGCAGCAUCGCGUCCCAACACAGCACGAGAUCCGCCUGUUCACACAAGCCCCCGAAGAAGACUGGCAGCAACAUCAGCAUUGCCAGACCAUCCUCACUGUUUAUCUCUCCGCCGCCGUCGCCGAAACCCGCAUUUAGAUCCAAGUCGACUGACGAUAGAUAUAUGGGAAACAACAUACCCCUGAAGACUACGUCGUCGAUACCUACUACGAAGAGACGUUCGAUCUCGACAUUGAACGACGAGAUAAUGAUAACGGUACCCACUUCCAGCAUGGAGAAGCUGUCGAAGCUCAAGGACCGCCUGAUCGGCACCGCGCCAACGGAAUCGUCUCUGAUAACUGGUGUCGAAAGCGAUGAUGAGUCCACACCGCUCGUAUCUGAGCUGUCCACGCCGACGCACUCGCAAUCGGAUAGCGUUUUCAGACACAGCGCGGAGACCAACAGUUCGCCAUCGUCCAACAGGAGUCUACCGCGGGAUAGGGAACGUUGCGUAAAUAUAGAUUAUUCCGACACUGCGAGUCUCGUGAUACAAGAGUCCUCGAACGAUCCGCAAUCGCCACCCCGUCAGAAUACCAAUGCGAUAUGGGACAAUCCGGAAACGCCUGUCUGAUAUCUGACUUUAGGACAUACUCUAAAGCGUAAUAACUCGCGGUACACAUUCGACUGAUGUACAAAAUCUGAAGAUGAAAGGAUGACUAGUGUCUGCCAGAAAGGCCUAUAUGCGAUAUGUAUUAAUGUUUUAACAAGUAGAUAAGUGUAAUCGAGAUAAGAUACCGAUUUUUCGCGUGUAAAUAGCGAAUAGACAAUGUACGGAAGCUUUUUCUAGAGAUAAAGCGAUUAAAAACGUGUUCAUCUGCUUAGUGGAGCUGACGAGUAAAUGCCUUUUUGCGCAUAUUGUGCAAUAAUCCUUAGUUUAGCGAAACGAGUUUUAAGACUCGUAGGAUGCCGAAACGACAUUCCAUAUAUAAAUAUUAAUGCAUUUACAAGUGCAAAUAUUCAUCAAUAUUUUUCUUUUUACUACUGAAAUGUAAAAAGAAAAAACAAGAAACUCUUCCCAAUAUAGUGUGCAAAUAUCCUGUACCCAAUAAUCGAUAUACGUCAAUUCGUAAUGCCAGUGCAAAUAGAUAAAUUAAAAGGUAAUAAAUAAUGUUGAAGAGAAUAUUUUAAAGAAGAGAUAAUCCGAAUGACCAAUAAAUAUAUUACCUAUUAGAUUGUCUAUUAAACUAUAUCUAUACUUAGUACAAUUUAUAGAAGCUUUUUUUAUCUAAUAUAAUUCUAUUGAAUAAAUAUAGAAUGUCUCAAAAAUAACUUAUAUAUAUGGCGAUUUGCCUACAUCGCUUUAUAUCCACUUUCAUUUUUUUAUAUAUAAAGAAUUUAAAUAUUAUAGUAUACACAGACAUUUAAUCACAAGAUGUAUUCAUUUUAGCACUCCUCUGUUUAUUGAUGAUAUUUCUUUUCUCAUUGAGACUAAUGAUUAUUAUAAUCACAGAAGAAAAAGAGAGAGAAAGAGAAACGCAAAAAAAUUUAUUAUAAUGAUAUGUUUGUUUUAUUAAAAAGCGAAAAUUAUAAUUACAUAACAUUAAGUAUAUAGGACAUUUUAGGACGGAAUACAUCAGGGUAUCGAUAACUCAAUACAAUACUGUAAAUAUAAAAAUGUAUAUAUGGAUAUAUUAGCUUUGAAAUUAUAGUAUAUAUAUAUAUAUAUGUAUCGCUCACAUUUCUCGACAUUAAAUAAAAUUUAAUAAAAUACAUAUUCUCUCAAUCAAGUAUGAUAUGCAAUAAUGUUAAAUAUUGUAUACUAAAUACAAUGUUUAGAUUUAUAUAGUUUUUAGUUUACGUAAUGUAAAAGAGAAUCAAUUAAAAAGGACAGCUGCUUCCUUUCUCUAUAGCAUAAUAAACAUUCAAAUGCUAAUUAAGUAUACCGAUGGUCCCGCUUGUAAUUAAAUGCAUUGUUUGUAUUAAAUACUGCGUCAUAUCACUUCGAUGCGGCAAUUAUAACGUUAUUACACGCGGGGCAAUGGAAUGCUAUAAUCAUACAAGGUUGAACUGAAACAUCCUGUAUAUAUAUGUUUAUAUUUAAUAACGACAUACUGUUUUGUGAUAUAUCUAUCAUAAUUUGUAUCAAAAUUAUGGCAUGAGAGAAGAAUAUAUAAAUCAAAAAGGAACAAAUAAAAACAUAUAUCUCAGGAGAAUAUAAUAUA
Formica exsecta is the source of this 8001-nucleotide messenger RNA. It is a transcript of the gene Arms, whose product is annotated as kinase D-interacting substrate of 220 kDa B. Bases 144 to 6410 code for a protein of 2088 amino acids. The record is from RefSeq and is a predicted model, not a curated record. Gene Ontology annotation, molecular function: protein binding. The transcript has 23 exons. NCBI's taxonomy places the organism in Eukaryota, Metazoa, Arthropoda, Insecta, Hymenoptera, Formicidae.